Lytechinus variegatus (green sea urchin) is the source of this 2411-nucleotide messenger RNA. RefSeq lists its product as uncharacterized. The record is from RefSeq and is a predicted model, not a curated record. NCBI's taxonomy places the organism in Eukaryota, Metazoa, Echinodermata, Echinoidea, Temnopleuroida, Toxopneustidae. Bases 486 to 1454 code for a protein of 322 amino acids. The transcript is spliced from 3 exons.
CGAUCUACACGUACACAUCGGCUCAAUGACGAUCGUUGUGUAUGUUGGCAGUGGACGGGCGGUGGUUGAAGAUUCUUCCUGAGAUUUCUACACUUUGUGUUAUUCGUUCAAAAUAUCACUCGGAUGAAGAUCCUGUCUUCUAAUCUUUGUAAUUCGGAAGCUGCAAAGUGCGAAAACAUCUAGAUAUUUUACAGAAUGAUUGUUUGUUUGUGAAAUGGUGGCAAGGUGCUAUGAGGUUACAUUGCAUUUGUACCAUAGGAUGGAACCAGGAAGGAUGUGUCCCGUUGCAUCGCUGUGUCUACUUCAGUUUUAACGUCGUACAUAUAUGAUAACAGCUGUUUGGGAGUCUCGUUAUCAUUCUCGCGCAUGAAGUUGUUGCGGUCGGUACUGAUGUUAUGAUUUGAGGCUGACUGGGUGAGUGGAUCAUGUGGUUUCAGUGAAUCGGUUAGCCACAAUUAAAGUGAGCAUGUAGCAAGACGAUUUACAUGGAAAUGGACGUGGUGCGAGUGUCUGGUGAGGACUCUGUAUCAGGUUGUGAAAGUAGAGGCAAGUCUGAUCGCAUGUUUCCAGAGACAAGCUCUUGCACUUGUACCUAUGACUUUGCUAUCCUGCAUGGAGAAAAAGACAAAGGCUUAGCUGAGAGGUUCUUUGCAGUUUUAGAAGGAACAUACAAGCUAAAAGGGUAUCUCAGCAAGCGAGACUGUGUGGUGGGUGUUAUCAAACAACGGCAACUUGUGAGAGCAUGGCAGGCUUCUAGCUUUAUCAUUGAACUCAUCUCGCCGUCUUCAUUCAAGAAUAAGGUCUUUCAGAAGUACAGGAGCAUUGCACAUGAGGUGGAGAGUAAGCGGACCAAACCAAAUCAUCCAGAGGUGCUUCCGAUCUAUGUGGAUAUUCCUUUGAAGGAGCAACGUGGCGUGAGUACCAGGGUCGGUCGAUCUUACUCGGACACCGACCUCUUCUGGGACGAGUUAGCAGCUCACAUUCUGAACAACCACUCUUGUGUUGAAGUUACCAAAGAAGCUUCUGUUGAAUCCAGGGUAGACUCCAAUCAAAAUGACCCAUCCUCCAAUGCUCAUCUUGACUUGACAAAUAAUAACAAUGACCCAGCUGAGAAGCCUCUUCCUGUCAAAUGCAGGAAAAAGCACAAGAUAUUCAGAGGAUUAUUCAAGAACAACAAAAAGAAAAAGUUCAAGAGAAAGUUAAAGACCUCAAGUGACUAUAAAAAGAAGGCCAAGGGUGGUAAACGCAAAUCAAGAAAGAACUUGAAAUCUCUUCGUAAGUUACUUGUAUGCGUGCCUGCUGGCUCAAAGGAGUGUUCAUGCUCGAGUCCACCAACAAGUAUCCAGCCUGUUUCGACAUUUCACUCGCCCAAUACUGCCAAGGUGGAGGAAGUUGAACUAAAUUUUGCAGAAACUGCUUCUAGAAUGGACACAACCUCAGAGCACGAGAGAUAGCUCCAUCCAUUACACUGCUUAAUUAAAGGCAAUGUCAUCAGAAGAUUUGUAGCCAAGUUUUAUUCACCAAUGAAUGAGCUGAUCAGUACCAAUUAAGUGCAUGGACAAUAAACAGUGUGACAAUUACUUGUGCAGCAGGAAAGAGUAUUGCAACUUGGUGUGUAACAACAACAACUGAUAUUUCAGCAACAAGCACAUGCAUUGUUCUCUAUAGCCGAAAGUGGAAGUUGGCCGUUGAAAGAGGAACAUUGCACUUGACUGACUAUGGUCUGAGCCAGCAACCUCCGUUCAUGAACAGUUUUCCUUUCUUUUGGGAGGGAAAUAGAAAGCAGAAAGUUGAUGGAAAUUUUAUCUGUUGGGAGUCAUACAUGUAUUUGACUUGGUUUCCUCUUUAUCUUAUUGCCAUCAAGUGUUUUUCCAUAUUGUUUGGGAUUGGAUAGCAGAUAUUUAUUAAAGACAUUGCAAGUGAUUUUAGUACUUCCUGGUAAAAAGUAUGAUUCAUUUCUACUGGGAACAUAGGUAGUGUAGCCUGUAUCUGCAUAAGCCUGUAUAAUGGAGUUGACUUACAAAGUUGAAGCUGGAGAGCAUAUCAAGUUUGUUUGUCCAAAAUGAGUAUGCCUAUGAAGGAAGACCUUACUGUGGUGAGCGUUGCUGAUACACAGUCUUCUACUGAUUCUGCUCCGUACAAUGUUACCUCUGUCAGUGAUGCAAAUGAAAAUGUGGUUGGAUCAAAGGACAAACAUGAGACCAUUGAGGAGCCAGAAAAGGCAUUUGAUUUCCUUGUGUGGAACCAUGAAUCUAAUAAAGAGGAAGCAGACAGAAUCUAUGAACAGAUGGAGAAACUCGGUCUACGAGGGUACAUCUACGAAAGAGACAAGAUUAUAGGGCAGUAUAAACUAACAGCCAUCGAACAAGCCAUCCGGAAUACCGCAAAUAUUAUACUUAUGAUUUCAACAG